UUUUUUUUUUGGCCUAUAUCGAAACUAAAAUUAUUCAAAAUUAGCUUUAUGCUUGCCUAAAAUAUUUGAGAAAUUACAGUUUACAACAACCUUUUAACUUCGAAUAAAGCACAAAUCUCAAUAUGGUAUACAAACUAUUUUUUUUGCUGAUGUUGCCGUUUUGUUGGAUUAGUUGUGUUCAAUCAUUCUAUAAUUGCCAUUCAGCACCUAUGGUUCCAAUUCCUGAUGAUGCACCUAGUUUGAGUGGCAUGUGGUAUUAUGUGGGGAGAGGAUCUUAUGAAGAUAACAUCACAUGCUUCAAUGUCUCAGUGUCGCUGGCGAGCACACAAGAUCAACUUGAUUUUGGACUUUCAGGUUUCUACAAGGGAGACAAGGACAAAACGUAUAAAAGUUUGCUAAUAGGCACGAAGCUAUUGAUGCGAAGGUAUUAGCAGUAGAGCCACAAAAUAUGGUAAUAUUAUGCGGAGGGUCUCUUAGCUCACCUAUGCCAAGCUACGUCAUAUUGUCACGAGUCCGUGAGAUUAGUGACUCAACAAAAGAUGAACUUUCGAAUGCCGCAAGACGAAUUGGAAUUCCUGAGGAUAUUCAAUGGAUUGAGCAAAGAGCAGAUUACUGCACUGGUAAAUCUCAACGCUUAAGAAUAACUUAUGGAGUCUAUGCAAUUACCGUUUUUAUCACUCUUUGGAGAUUUGUUUCAGACAGCACACAAAUUUAGAUCAACAAAAAAAAGGGAUCUUGAAAUUCAUGAAGUGAAGUCAAAAAAAAGUUGGCUGCGCCGAAACUUUAAUGAAUGCUUUAAUC
Molecule: messenger RNA, 801 nt
Organism: Drosophila busckii
Lineage: Eukaryota; Metazoa; Arthropoda; Insecta; Diptera; Drosophilidae
Exons: 3
Coding region: 123-431 (102 amino acids)
Source: RefSeq, a predicted model, not a curated record